AUGACUUCUCCUCCGCCUCCUGACGACGAUGCGUGGAUCCGUUCUUAUCACCGAUUGCUUCCCCAAUCGCAAUCUCUUCUCUCUUCCCACCGGUCAGUAAUUCCGGUUGCAAUCUCUAGAGUGAAUCAGUUUGACGCUGCACGACUUGAUGUUGAAAUGUCCGCCAUGUUGAAGGAACAGCUUGUUAAGGUUUUCACCUUGAUGAAGCCAGGAAUGCUCUUUCAAUACGAACCAGAGCUCGAUGCUUUCCUCGAGUUUCUCAUUUGGAGAUUCUCUAUUUGGGUUGACAAACCCACCCCCGGAAAUGCUCUCAUGAAUCUAAGAUACAGAGACGAACGAGUAGCAGAACAACUCGGGAAAGUCAGAACAGGACUGGAAGGCCCUGGACUUACUGCUCCUCAAAAGAUUUGCUACUGCCUUGCCUCCGUUGGUGGUCAGUACCUCUUCUCCCGUUUGCAGUCCUUCUCUGCUUUCCGUAGAUGGGGUGAUUCUGAGCAGAGACCAUUGACGAGGCGACUUUGGACCGUCAUACAACGAAUCGAAGGCAUCUACAAAGCUGCUUCUUUUCUUAACCUGUUGUCAUUUCUUUAUACGGGAAGGUAUAGGAACCUCAUUGAAAAAGCUUUAAGUGCUAGGCUGGUCUAUAGGAGUCCCCAUAUGAACCGAUCUGUCAGCUUCGAGUACAUGAACCGCCAACUUGUCUGGAAUGAAUUUUCGGAAAUGCUUUUGUUACUUCUUCCGCUGCUCAACUCUUCAGCUGUUAAGAGUAUUCUUAGUCCAUUUGCCAAGGACAAGUCCUCAAGCACUAAAGAGGAUACAGUGACUUGCCCCAUUUGCCAACUAGAUCCUGCAAUUCCGUUUAUUGCUCUGCCUUGCCAGCACAGGUACUGUUACUACUGCAUAAGGACCCGCUGCACUUCAGCAGCAUCGUUCCGGUGUCUUAGAUGUAAUGAGCCCGUGGUGGCCAUACAACGGGAAGGUGUACCAAGUGGCAAAUGA
Messenger RNA from Arabis nemorensis, 999 nucleotides. The record is from the annotation of a GenBank genome assembly. Lineage: Eukaryota; Viridiplantae; Streptophyta; Magnoliopsida; Brassicales; Brassicaceae.